AUGAUCGGUAGCAUCAAGACAGUUGCCGUCGCCAUAGGGCUGGCCCAGAUUUCCAGAGCCCAGUCUGUGAGCCAAGCAGCUCUCAGUUCUGGUCUGGGUGAUUGGCAAGAUGCCUACAGCAAGGCCAGAGAGCUGGUCAGUCAGAUGACUUUCGACGAGAAGGAGAACGUAACGACCGGCUACCAGCACUCGAUGAACGGCUGUGUCGGCAAGGGCGGUAGCGUCCCAAGACUCGGCUUCCCUGGCUUCUGCAUGAGCAAUGCCGGCAACGGUGUCGGCGGCACCGAAGGCGUGAAUGCCUAUCCGGCCGCCCUGCACGUCGGCGCCUCGUGGAACAGGCAGUUGGCCUACGACAGGGCACUACAUAUGGGCCGGGAGUUCAAGGCCAAGGGUGCUAACGUUGCCCUCGGACCAGCCGUUGGGCCCCUGGGGCGAGUCCCCAAGGCGGGUAGGAAUUGGGAGGCGCCUAGCAACGACCCGUUCCUUACGGGAGCCCUGACCUUCGAGACGACGCGAGGCUUGCAGGAGUCGGUGAUCGCCUGUCUUAAGCACAUAGUGGGCAACGAGCAGGAGACAAGCCGCAAGCCGCCGCGAUACCUCGGCCACAACCACAAUCAGUCCGUGUCGUCCAACAUUGACGACAAGACCAUGCACGAGCUGUACCUCUGGCCGUUUGCAGAUGCGGUAAGGGCUGGUGUCGGGUCAGUCAUGUGCGCCUACCAGCGCACCAAUAACAGCGACUCGUGUCAGAACAGCAAGGUGCUCAAUGGCCUGCUCAAGACCGAGCUGGCGUUCCAGGGCUUUGUCGUUUCGGACUGGUUCGCGCACCAAUCUGGCCUUGCCAGCGCUCUCGCCGGCCUGGAUGUGGUGAUGCCCGUCGCGCCUCUGUGGUCCAAGGGGAACCUGACAAUCAUGGUUAACAAUGGCUCGCUACCGCUCGAACGCCUUGAUGACAUGGUUGUCAGGGCCAUUGCGCCCUGGUACAAGUUUGGAAACCCAGAAAUGAAGCACGUCGGUCAUGGCCUGCCCGCCAAUCUUGCCGCGCCGCACACCUUUGUCAACGCGCGUAACAAGUCGUCCAGGAGCACCAUCUUCCAAGGCGCCGUGGAGGGCCACGUUUUGGUCAAGAACGUCAAUAACGUGCUGCCACUCAGGGAUCCCGGCUUCAUUUCCGUAUUUGGUUACGACGCGGUAGCGCAGAAGCUCAACACACGCGAGCGUGCAGGCUUUUCGCUGUGGGGGCGCGGCAUGGCAGGCGCUCAUCAACACGUCAACGGAACCGAGCUUACCAUGGAUAUGUAUGACUGGUUCUUCGCCUCCAGUGUCGAACAGACCGAAACGGGACCUGAGGUCGCCCUAAACGGCACCCUCAUCACAGGCGGAGGCUCGGGCGCGGCAGUGGGGGCUUACAUCGACGCUCCGCUGGACGCGCUGCAGAGGCAGGCCUACGAAGACGACACCUUCAUCGCAUGGGACGUGCAGAGCGGCACGCCCGACGUCAAUCCCGCCAGUGACGCGUGUCUCGUCUUUAUCAACGCGCAGGCUACCGAGGGGUGGGAUCGGAAGAACCUGACGGACGCCUACUCUGACCGGCUGGUCGAGGCAGUGGCGGAUCAGUGCGCCAAUACCAUGGUGGUGGUGCACGCGGCGGGCAUUCGGCUGGUGGAUGCCUGGUUUGACCAUCCCAACGUCACUGCUGUAAUUCUCGGUCAUCUCCCCGGGCAGGACAGCGGACGCGCGCUGGUGGAGGUGCUGUACGGGCGGCAGUCACCUUCGGGCCGAAUGCCCUACACGGUGGCCAAGCAGGAGAAGGAUUACGGCAGCAUGCUGGACCCUGACUUCCCCAGCGACGACACGCCCUACUACCCCCAGUCCAACUUCACCGAGGGGGUGUACAUCGACUAUAAGCACUUCCUGAAGCAUAAUAUCACACCGCGGUUCGAGUUCGGCUUCGGCCUUACUUACUCGUCGUUCGAAUACUCGAACCUGAGCGUCACCGUCGACGCCAAAGCCUCGGAGUCCCUGUUGCCCCCAAGGCCGGGCGACAUCUCGCCGGGCGGCCUUGACUCGCUCUGGGACGAGGUGGCGCUGGUGACGUGCACAGUGACCAACGCGGGGAACGUGACGGCCGCUGAGGUAGCGCAGCUGUACCUUGGCAUCCCAGGCGGUCCGGCAAGGGUGUUGCGCGGGUUUGACAAGCAGCUGCUGGAUCCGGGUCGCAGCGCCGUCUUCACGUUUCCGCUGACCAGGCGCGACGUCAGCACGUGGGACGUCGUGCGGCAGGGCUGGGUCUUGCAGCGGGGGCGCUAUGGCGUUUUUGUGGGAAGGAGUGUGCUCGACGUUCCGCUCGUGACCACGUUUGAGAUUUGA
Gaeumannomyces tritici R3-111a-1 is the source of this 2370-nucleotide messenger RNA. RefSeq lists its product as hypothetical. The transcript is spliced from 2 exons. Bases 1 to 2370 code for a protein of 789 amino acids. Lineage: Eukaryota; Fungi; Ascomycota; Sordariomycetes; Magnaporthales; Magnaporthaceae. Gene Ontology annotation, biological process: glucan catabolic process. The record is from RefSeq and is a predicted model, not a curated record. Gene Ontology annotation, molecular function: beta-glucosidase activity.